AUGAGGGAUUUUCCUUCUUGUUUCGGAGAGAGUGGGGUUCAAGUUGCUGAUGUUUCGUGUUCAAGUGCAAUUAUGAGUAAAGCCUCUCAGAAUUCUGUGACUUGCAUGUAUAGGUGUAGACUGUUUGGUAAAUCUUGCUUGAUUAGCAUUGUUUGGAGCAAGAAUAUGAUGGGGCAAUGCCUCAGUGUUGAGAUAGAUGCUGCAUCUCCUCAAUUUGUAUAUAAAAUGGAUGUUAAGCCCUCCUUGUUCUCAAAUAGGAAAGGCUCCAAGUGUAUAGAGCUGAACUCUUGCAAAAUUGAAGUGUUUUGGGAUCUUUCUGUGGCGAAAUUUGGACCAGGGCCGGAGCCAUUGGGGUCUUAUUAUGUAGGUGUUGUGUGUAGAGGAGUGAUGGUUUUGCUCAUUGGGGAUCUUGCAGAAGUGGCAUUGAAGAAAACUGGAGCAGCUGCUGUAGUUUCUAAAGCAAUGCUUGUUGCCAAGAGGGAACAUACUGUAGGGAAGAUGGUUUUUGGUACCAAGGCUCGAUUCUGUGAAAUGGGCCCGAUCCAUGACCUUAAGAUCGAAUGCAAGACAAGGGGCAGUGAUGAUCCGUUUCUUGUGGUUUGGGUUGAUGCAAAAGCAGUUAUGAAGGUGCAGCAUUUGCAUUGGAAGUUCCGCGGGAAUAGUACAAUCUUGGUUGAUGACAGGCCGGUUGAGGUGUUUUGGGAUGUCCAUAGCUGGUUGUUUGGUUCGGGCGUGGGGAGUGGGGUUUUCAUGUUUCAAACAAGUUUGUCAGCGGAGAAACUGUGGAGCAGCCCUUCUUCGCUCUCUGAUCCAUCUGGCUGCUCGUUGAGCUGCUCCGAGAGUUUCAAGGAGUCCAAAUCGAGAAGUCUUGGAUUUUCGCUAGUUUUAUAUGCUUGGAAGAGUGAAUAG
Messenger RNA from Salvia splendens (bonfire salvia), 909 nucleotides. RefSeq lists its product as uncharacterized. NCBI's taxonomy places the organism in Eukaryota, Viridiplantae, Streptophyta, Magnoliopsida, Lamiales, Lamiaceae. The transcript has a single exon. Bases 1 to 909 code for a protein of 302 amino acids. The record is from RefSeq and is a predicted model, not a curated record.